Messenger RNA from Diaporthe citri, 1566 nucleotides. RefSeq lists its product as uncharacterized. Gene Ontology annotation, molecular function: mannosyltransferase activity. Lineage: Eukaryota; Fungi; Ascomycota; Sordariomycetes; Diaporthales; Diaporthaceae. The record is from RefSeq and is a predicted model, not a curated record. Gene Ontology annotation, biological process: GPI anchor biosynthetic process; protein processing. Bases 1 to 1566 code for a protein of 521 amino acids. The transcript is spliced from 3 exons. Gene Ontology annotation, cellular component: glycosylphosphatidylinositol-mannosyltransferase I complex; endoplasmic reticulum membrane.
AUGAGGCAGAGAAUCACCUUCCUGCACAAGCCAGACGAUGCUCCUGACCCGUCCUCCCUGGUCGUCACUGACACCAGCCUUACAGGGCCAGACUUGUCUGCUGCUCGCGAGGACCGCAUCACCCUGGCCCUCGAGGAGCUGCCCGAGGAGCUGCGCCAGGUCUUACAGAGCUGCCAUGAGCUUCACAUAAGAUGGAUCAGCUCUCAUCACUACGACACCAUCAGCCCGCUCUACUCUCGCCUGUCGCCCGGCCUUCACGUAUUCUUCACCCCUCGCGCAGACUCGACCUUCCAGGAUGAUGAGCAGCUUUGUGCGGCUCUGAAGAAUGCAUUUGGUAAUCUGGACUGUGACACACCAAAGACUUCCUUCACCUCACUCCCAAGCGACCGCUUCUCCCACUCCACCGCCUUCCAGUACUACCAAGCUCUUGAGGAUCUCUCGGUUUUCACCAAAUAUGUCGGCAGGGAUCUCUGCCCCUUGCCAGAAUCUGCAACUUCGUCCACUGGCACGUCAUCAUGCGCCUCCCGCGUUGACCUGCUCUCCACCGCCAACUCCCUAGACAUCUCCUACGACACCAUCUCCCACGCCCUCAAGGUAACCGGCACGUGGGGUUUCCAGGGCCAGCCCCUGCGCGUGGUCGCGCCAGAGGCCAGCAACCACCGCGUCGAGGUCGGCAUCCUCGCCACGGACAAGCCCCACGGCAUAGAGCCGCACGAGCUGGGCCUGUCGGGCUCGCUCACCGUCCUCGGUCAGGACAAGAAGCCCGCCGCCACCAUCUUCAAGUUCCCCGCCCGCCACCGGCGCGUCGAGGGCGCCUCCUUCUCCGCCGCCUUCCUGCAGCCCGCCGGCCUCCACCCCACGCUGCAGCUCCAGCUCCACGGCGGCGCGGCGGCGCCGCCGGACCUAGGCGGGGAUGACGGCUCCUCCCACUGCUCGCUGCACGCCCACCUGACACUGCCGCGAGUCAUCUUCGCCGACAAGUACCAGCUGUCCGACUCGCUGUUUCUCGCCUCCAAGAACCUGACCGCCCUGCGCUACAUCUCGCAGCCUGUCGACCUCGAGGCGCCCGACUACGCCCUGAAGACCUGGGGAUCAGCCGCGCUGCUGGAGCUCGCCCCGCCGCCGCCGAAGACGACGGAGGAGAAGGCGGCCUGGACGGCAGGGGUACCGCUCCACCUCCGCUACCUCAGCCCCGCGUCCGGGGGAUACCGCACGGCGGAGUUGCCGCACCCUGCCGUGUUCUGGGCGUGCACGACCGAGGAGGGCACGAAGUUCCCCGCGAGCCCGUUCGAGCGCGUCAACCUGGGCUACGACGGGCUGUUCGGGCCGCGGACCGUCUUCUGGCACGUCGACCCGGUGGCGCCGGACGCGGCGGGCGCGAAGCUGCUCAGUGAGGUGCGCGUGCCAGUGCUGGACGUGGACAGGUCCGGCUGGGUCAGCGCCGGCACGGCCGCAGUGGUUCUGCUCGGCUUCGGGUGGGUCGCAUGGAAGCUUCUCGCCGUAUACCUGAGGACGGGCUAUGGGCCGCAGCAGCAGAUGGAGGGACUGGAGAAGAAGAAGCAGUAG